Blastocystis hominis is the source of this 1662-nucleotide messenger RNA. RefSeq lists its product as hypothetical. Bases 1 to 1662 code for a protein of 553 amino acids. The transcript has 7 exons. Gene Ontology annotation, biological process: DNA replication initiation; double-strand break repair via break-induced replication; DNA replication. Gene Ontology annotation, molecular function: single-stranded DNA binding; DNA replication origin binding; 3'-5' DNA helicase activity. The record is from RefSeq and is a predicted model, not a curated record. NCBI's taxonomy places the organism in Eukaryota, Bigyra, Opalinata, Blastocystidae. Gene Ontology annotation, cellular component: nucleus; MCM complex.
AUGGGCGAUCCGAUCCUGGUCUCUCCGAUGCGCAAAGUGAUGAUUCCUCGGCAAUGUCCUCGCGUGGCUGCGCAGGGCUCGGAAGGAGACCGAUGUCCUCUGGACAGCAACUACAUCGUUGCGAAUCUCUGCUCCUAUGUGGACCAGCAGACCGUCAAGCUGCAAGAAAUCCCCGAAGACGUGCCAACCGGCGAGAUGCCUCGGCACAUUUCGUGCGUUCUGGAGCGAAACCUGGUGGAUCGCGCGAUUCCGGGAACGCGCUGCACGAUCGUCGGGUUCAUCGACACGUUCGAUCAGACCAAGCAGCGAAUGGUGGACACCGUCGCGUUGAAAGUGAACUACAUCCGCGUGCUGGGGAUUGAGAGCGAGUCUUCGGGCAUCGGCCGCGCGCUCUCGACGUUCUCUCCGUCCGAAGAGGAGUUCUUCAUCCAGCUAGCGCACUCCCCGAACGUCUACGAGCGAAUCGUGGAGAACAUCGCGCCCUCCAUCCACGGCGAAUACACAGUGGACAUCAAGAAGGCCAUCGCCUGCCAGCUCUUCUCGGGAAGCCGCAAGCAGCUCCCCGACCGCACCCACAUCCGAGGCGAUAUCAACAUUCUCCUGAUGGGAGAUCCUUCCACGGCCAAGUCGCAGUUCCUCAAAUUCGUCGAGAAAGUGGCGCCUGUCGGCGUGUACACGUCGGGAAAAGGUUCGUCCGCUGCGGGUCUCACUGCCAGCGUGGUUCAGGACGCCAGGGGAGACUUCUACUUGGAAGGAGGAGCGAUGGUGCUGGCGGACGGAGGCAUUGUCUGCAUUGAUGAGUUCGAUAAAAUGCACGAAAACGAUCGUGUGGCCAUCCACGAGGCGAUGGAGCAGCAGACCAUCUCGAUCGCGAAGGCUGGAAUCACGACGGUGCUGAAUAGUCGUUGCUCGGUAUUAGCAGCAGCCAAUCCAGUGUAUGGUCGAUACGACGACACGCGUUCGACCAUGGAGAACAUGGACUUUUUGCCUUCCAUUCUCUCUCGAUUCGAUCUGAUUUUCAUCGUUCGGGAUAUUCGGGACUUCAACCGCGAUCUGGAGAUGGCCAAGAACGUGAUGAACGUGCACGUGCAGUCAGGCAAGGUGGACCAAUCAGCCGGCGAGAUUCCCUUGGAUGUGAUGAAGCGAUUCAUCGCGUAUUGUCGCGCGAAAUGCUCGCCUCGCCUCUCCGAAGACGCCUGCAUGGUUCUGGAAAACAACUACAUCGCCAUGCGAGACGAGAUUCGGAAGCAGAGUGCUAUCGAUGGCUCCAAUCCCCCCGUUCCGAUCUCUGUUCGACAGCUCGAAGCCGUCGUGCGAAUCGCCGAAAGCCUUGCGAAGAUGCGAUUGGCUCCCGAAGCCACUGUCGAUGAUGCGAACGAAGCUCUGCGUCUGUUUAAGGUCUCAACGAUGUCUGCUGCGCGCAGUGGCGUAGUGACGAGCGACGUGUUGCCCCCAGAAAUUAAGAGACAAGUGGAUCUGAUCGAGACGAUGAUAAAGUCGAGAGUGGCGAUCGGAUCGCAGAUUGCGCGGUCACGAGUGGUCAAUUCCGAUGAUAGGCAGGGAUACUCGCCGUUCUCGAUUGAGAGAGCGCUGUCUGCGCUGACACGGAGAAAGGACUUUGAUGAGAAGAACCAGGGUCGGAUGUUAGUUCGGUUGCGAUGA